Nerophis lumbriciformis (worm pipefish) is the source of this 1429-nucleotide messenger RNA. It is a transcript of the gene prrx1b, whose product is annotated as paired related homeobox 1b. Gene Ontology annotation, cellular component: nucleus. The record is from RefSeq and is a predicted model, not a curated record. Gene Ontology annotation, biological process: regulation of transcription by RNA polymerase II. Gene Ontology annotation, molecular function: DNA-binding transcription factor activity, RNA polymerase II-specific; RNA polymerase II cis-regulatory region sequence-specific DNA binding. NCBI's taxonomy places the organism in Eukaryota, Metazoa, Chordata, Actinopteri, Syngnathiformes, Syngnathidae.
AAAACUUUUCAUUUGACGGAAAGGAAGAGCGCAGCUUGAUAGCCUGAAGGACACGCGCCCAGCCUACUUCUACUGCAUCGUUACCACUUUAAUACGGCCUUAUUACUGCGUUAAUACUGCCUCAUUGAUACCGCCUUAUUACUGCAUUGUUACUAUAUUGCUGCUGCGUUAUUCCUCAUUCAUUACUACGCUAUUACUAUAUCACUACUGCAUUGUUACUGCUUUAUUACUAUAUAGUCACUGCCUCAUUGCUGCUUGGGUCCUGCAUCAUUGGUGCAUCAUUCCUGCAGCGGGGCAGGCGUUGCGGACACAUCUGGUCGUCAUCAGAAGGGGCAGCGUCUCUUCCUGCUCACAUGUGACUCCAGCCGUGAGUGAAGACAAGUCCAAGAGGAGCUUUGAGAAAACAUUGCUAAAGUUUGACAACAAACUUGUUGUGUUAUUUUUGGUGUAUGGAUUGACUUUAAGCUCUGAUUGCGGGAACGACGCAGGGAGAAACUUUCGCCUUUUUUCUUCGAGCCUCCAAGGCUCGUAUUUUUUUGUCUUUUGUCCAACGGAAAAGAGACGCCCUGCAAAGCAAGGAUCUAUUUCUUUUUUCAGUUUGGGUUCUUUUUUUUCUUCCCUUCCCUCGCUGUCAUGACGUCCAGUUACACACAUGGAAUGGACCGGAACCGCUUGGAGAGUCCCGUCACCGCCAACCUGGACCACUUGCAAGCCAAGAAGAACUUCUCCGUGAGCCACCUUCUGGAUCUGGAAGAAGCCGGGGAGAUGGUGGGCUCUCAGGCCGACGAGAGCGUCGGCGAGGCCGGGAGAAGUUUACUGGAGUCUCCGGGACUCACCAGCGGGAGCGACACCAACCAACAGGACAACGAGCAGAUGAACACGGAGGAGAAGAAGAAGAGGAAGCAGCGCAGGAACAGGACCACCUUCAACAGCAGUCAGCUGCAGGCUCUGGAGAGAGUGUUUGAGAGAACCCACUACCCGGACGCUUUUGUGCGUGAAGACCUCGCCCGCCGUGUCAACCUCACUGAGGCCAGAGUGCAGGUUUGGUUCCAGAACCGACGGGCCAAGUUCCGCAGGAAUGAGCGAGCCAUGCUGGCCAGCAAAAACGCUUCCCUCCUCAAAUCGUAUUCCGGAGAAGUAACGGCGGUGGAGCAGCCCAUCGUGCCCCGCCCCGCACCACGCCCCAACGACUACCUUUCCUGGGGUAGCACCGCCCCCUACAGUACCAUGGCCGCCUACCCACCCAGCUGCUCCAACACCAACACAUCCCCGGGCAUGAACAUGGCCAACAGCAUCGCCAACCUGCGGCUCAAAGCCAAAGAGUACAGCUUGAACCAGGUGCCCACCGUCAACUGAGAGGGGGGGACAGGCGCGCAGGGGACCCCCCCCCCCGGAACCACUGGACUCCCACAGACAGACUUUAUGUUCG